AUGCCAUCAACCCCAACCUUUACAGCUUUCAACAGCACUGCAUACGAUACCCCAAGGAAUCCUCUGAGUGCCGCAGCUCGUAGCUCUUCUGUACCCACAACGCCUGGUCAGGUUCACAUCCAUCAUUCUGUCCCGCCUAAUAGUAUUAGUAGCAACAGGAGCAGUGCUACUGGUCUCUCCGUUGCUGCUCCAGAGAAAGAGACCUACACAUUAUCGGAUCGCACAUCCAUUCUUGUCCAGACCACGGGUCAGGUCCCUCCCUCUUUAAUCGGAUCAGCAUCAGUUAUAUAUAAUGGACACAUGUACCUCUUUGGUGGCCGGCCAAUCGGCAAGGAUCCCACCAAUGAUCUCUAUGUCCUUAACCUGGACACGCUGGUAUGGACCCUCAUGGAUCAGCAGCGACAGCAGUCCCUACAUAGACAGCGGAUGAUUGAUCGGUCAGAUGAUUCUGAAGGUGAUGAUCAGCAACAAUCACCUCCAUCCGAAGAUCGAAUGCAAACACCACACGUUCAACUAUCGGAAGAUCCAUCGCCUGAGCUAAAUACUAUAGAUUCGUCCUCAUCUAUACCUUCGCCACGAUAUUGCCAUUCAGCCGUCCUAGUGGUGGCACCACCACUCCUCGACAUUAAUGGAUCGCUCAUAGGAUGGGGUGGAGAGGAUACAGCUCAUAUGAUUAUUUUUGGCGGUCGCUGUCUCAGUAAAAAUAGUGACGAGACCAAAGAUAACGCCAUUAACGACUCGGAGACGUGCCUUAAUGAUACACAUAUCCUAGAUCUCAACACACUGCAAUGGAUCCCAUCGAGUCUCAGUUCAGGCUUCAAUAGCCCUUCCUCUACAAAUUUAGCCAUCUCCACUGAUACAGAGGAAAGUCAACGUCAAAAACAGAGUCGUGAGAAUUCGAGGCGAGGAUCAAUGGAUCAACUCAGUUUUGUCUCUGAUGAUGUAUUCUCAGAAUCGUUCAUCCAUCUUCGGUCACAGGAGGACCAAUCUCCAACUAAUCGAUCUAGACAACAUGACCCAUAUCGUCACUAUACACCAGCAGCUCGCUUCGCACACGUCGCUUCGCUGACAGGCGAUCGUAUGGUUAUUGUAGGUGGACGUGGAUCCAAUAACGAACAGUUACAGGAUAUUUGUGUUCUAGACCUCAAGACCCAUAUCUGGAUGGCGGGCGGCGAAUUUCAAGGACAACCCUCAUAUGGCCGUUCGGCUUUGGCCAGUGUCGAAGAGCGACCGAUGACACGAAGAAGACGGCGUUAUCUAGAGUGUCUUGCAGCCGAGAGCAUGUCUCUGCAGUCCCGUCCAUCAUCGACUGUGUCAUCAUCAAGCUCUCUUACUCAUCAGAGUCUCUCGGCAUCUGGACCAUCACCCUAUGGACAACUAUCCACCACUCCUGUCUCACCAUCAGCUAUGUUGAAUCCAUUGUUGAACCCACGGAAGAAUUCAUGGCACCGCGGAGAAGCUUUAGAUUUAGGGUCAGGAAUGUUGGGGGGACCUGACGGCCUUGUCCCCCCCAAGAUGCUUUUCCCUGUGGCUCAGAUUGUGGAUCAUUACUUUUUGCUUUCUGGUGCGUCGAUUGAGGAGGAUGGACAUACGAAAUCACAAGAGCAGGCAUCUAGUAGCGCCCCCACAAGCAAUGUUUCUGGUCGACAUUUUACAGGGUCUUCAACCUCAUUGCCCUCCUCCUCUCGACGACACACAUUCUCAGUCUGGAUGCAUCAUUUCCACAAUCAUCAAUGGACUCAGUUAGAGCUGUCAAAGAAUCUACGUACUGGGGAAUGGAGUCAUUCUGUUCUGGAUCGUCAGAAUAACUACCUAUACAUUUUCGGACGUAGGACAUCGGACUCUAAUGAGGAAGAGUCUUACAUUAAAGCACCAAGAGUAGAUGAUACCGACCCUGAAACAGAUUUUUCAUCGUCUGCAACCGUUGCAUCUUAUUCACACUUGAUUAAGGUUGAUCUGGAAGGGUUGGAGAUCUGUCCAGAUGUGGAUGAAUCAUCCAUCGGGCCUAGUGGAGUGAAAAUGGGGCUGGAGAUGCUAAGGGACGGAGUUGGAGCUGAUGUUGUCCUUGUAAGUUCUGCGGAUGGAGGCCGUGUACGAGUCAACUCUGGGAUUGUAGGUCAACGCUGGGGAUAUUUUCAAGCGUUGAUGGAGGAAAGAGAAAGGAUCUGGAAGAUGGAAGUCAACGAAAGACUUGCGAAGAAAGCUUCAGAAGCAGCAGAUCCUCCAGGUGAUCAAGACAACUUGACCUCGAAACAGUGGUACCUUGACGACCGACCUGCAGAGAUCCUCGUUCGUGAAUCAACCCCUCUGUUGGUCGGAUUCCUCCAAUAUCUUUAUACAAACGAGCUGUCAACACCUCAUCAACUGAAGCUCAAGACACUUCAAGGACUUUUGCUUAUUGCUCAUUUCUACGACCUUACACGACUGCAGCAACUUGUACGCCAGGCACUUUAUCAACAACUCAACGCUAAUAAUGCGCCCGCUAUUUGUGAAAUUGCUGUGUUGACUCACGAAUUUGGCCUCCAAACGCGGGCAUUAAGGACAAUAUUACAGAGUGCGCGAUUAGUACAAUUGAGACGACAAGGCGAAGCAGCGGAGGCAAAGCGACGGCUUGACUUUGCAAUGUCACGAUUAGAGGAGAUCGAAGAGGAUCGUAAACGGAAAGCAUCUAUGCAUGCGAGUCAACUUUUGCUACAACAGAGUCAAGCAAUGCAUCAUCACGGUUCUAAUAAUCCGAGCUCCAUGACAGGUGGUAGUUCCAUCUCGAUGCUGCGAGGUGGUUCAGCAGUGUCUUCGGCUGCUGGAUCUGGGACAUCGACGCCAGGAUUGAGUACCAUUGGUCGAUUCUUCAGACAUCGUGAAGAGUCAAGCGAAUCAAUAGGACCAGUGUUUUCUCUUCAUCUAUCCAUCAUUGUCAUCAUGCAACCAUAG
Molecule: messenger RNA, 2931 nt
Organism: Lobosporangium transversale
Lineage: Eukaryota; Fungi; Mortierellomycota; Mortierellomycetes; Mortierellales; Mortierellaceae
Exons: 5
Coding region: 1-2931 (976 amino acids)
Molecular function (GO): protein binding
Source: RefSeq, a predicted model, not a curated record